AUACUUGAAAUAUUUUUUAAAAGGCUUCUUAAAGCAAAUAAACAAUUAUUUUUAGUUACAAACAGCCCUUUCAAUUUUGUUGAUAAGGGUAUGAAACUUCUAGUUGGAGAUGAUUGGAGGGAUUAUUUUGAAAUAAUUAUCGUCCAAGCAAGAAAGCCAAGAUUUUUUACUGACAAAUCAAGACCUAUGAGAGUAUAUGAUGAGAAAACAGGGACACACUGCUGGGAUCGUGUAACAAAGUUAGAAAAGGGAGUAAUUUACUAUGAAGGUACUGUAAAACAGUUGCAGGAUAUGACAGGAUGGUUUGGACAUCAAGUGCUGUAUUUUGGAGAUCACCCUUACAGUGAUCUUGCUGAUGUUACUUUAGAACAUGGUUGGAGAACUGGUGCAAUCAUUAAUGAAUUAUCUCACGAAAUAAAUACUCUAAAUCGCACAGAUUUUAAAAAGAAUGCCAAUUGGCUUCAAGUACUAACUACAUUAAUUGAAGAACAUCAGGACUGUGAAAGUCCGGAAGAACAGGAAGUUUUAGCAAAAUGGAUGGCUGAAAGAGACACUUUAAGGAAUUACAUUAAAUAUGUUUUCAAUGAACAGUUUGGCAGCGUAUUCCGAACUUACCACAAUCCCACAUAUUUCUCACGUAGAUUGUUUAGAUUUGCUGAUAUUUAUACGUCAAAUAUCACAAAUUUACUCAAUUACUCAGUAAAUCAUACAUUUUAUCCUNUUUAUUAA
Messenger RNA from Agrilus planipennis (emerald ash borer), 729 nucleotides. RefSeq names its product 5'-nucleotidase domain-containing protein 2 (gene Nt5c). Gene Ontology annotation, molecular function: 5'-nucleotidase activity. Lineage: Eukaryota; Metazoa; Arthropoda; Insecta; Coleoptera; Buprestidae. The transcript is spliced from 5 exons. The record is from RefSeq and is a predicted model, not a curated record. The annotation marks the transcript as partial.